Molecule: messenger RNA, 6683 nt
Organism: Linum trigynum
Lineage: Eukaryota; Viridiplantae; Streptophyta; Magnoliopsida; Malpighiales; Linaceae
Source: the annotation of a GenBank genome assembly
UUGCAGAUUUAUCAAUAUCAGUAAAAGCAAAUCAAUACCAUUACAUAAUAAUCAAUACCAAUGCAAAAAAAUAGAAAAUAAUACCAAUGUGAAAAACACUACCACUACAGAAAAAGAAAACUACCAUUUCACUAAAAAGCAAUACACUUACAUGAUAAACUACUACCACCAUUCCCAUUCGUGCUUUGGCCUCUCUUUUCCCCCUGUUGCUUUUAACUCCAUUUGUGAAUUUCUACCCUUUCCCAGCCGAGAGAGAGAGAGACUUGGUCGGCGCUGGCUUCUUCCAAAUCCAAUUUCGUCAUUCCUUUUCCACCAUGGAGUUGGAUUUAGCGGAGGACGCAAACGCAGAGGCGACCGGGAUGGCGACAGAACAUGGCAGGGGAGGAAGGGAGGUUGGAGGCGAGAGAGAUGGAGAUUUGGCAGCCGAUGGAUGUGGAGAUGGGGAAGAAACUGUCGACGAAGAAGGAUUGUAUUAGGGUUUGGGUAGAUUAUAUAUAAAUUCAUUUUAUUAAGGAUGGUAAUCAGGUGUGAUGUAAUUUUUCGUUUUCAAAAGUAUCCUUAAUUUAAUAUUGAUCGUCAAUUUAAAAAUGAAAUGAAACAGAGCAAAUGAAUGGUAUAGAUUUUGGUAGCCACGAUGACUACUAAAAAAGUAGUAAUCACCCUUAACCCAUUCAACCCUUAGCCCAAGUAUUAUUUUUGGUUAUUUACUAAAAUCCCCUUUUGGGGGAGAAGGGUGGAUUGUUAGUGAGGACGAUUUGGAAGAUAUAAUUGGAGGCCAUUUAUGGUUAGGUUCCAUUUGUAUAUUUGGUGGAAUCUGGCAUAUCUUAACCAAACCCUUUGCAUGGGCUCGCCUUGCACUUGUUUGGUCGGGAGAAGCUUACUUGUCUUCUAGUUUAGGUGCUUUAGCUGUUUUUGGUUUCAUUGCUUGUUGCUUUGUCUGGUUCAAUAAUACGGCUUAUCUGAGUGAGUUUUACGGACCCACUGGAUCAGAAGUUUCUCAAGCUCAAGCUUUUACUUUUCUAGUUAGAGACCAACGUCUUGGGGCUAAUGUGGGAUCAGCUCAAGGACCUACAGGUUUGGGUAAAUAUCUAAUGCGUUCACCUACCGGAGAAGUUAUUUUUGGGGGUGAAACUAUGCUUUUUUGGGAUCUGCGUGCUCCCUGGUUAGAACCUUUAAGGGGUCCAAAUGGUUUGGACUUGAGUAGGUUGAAAAAAGAUAUACAAUCUUGGCAAGAACGGCGUUCUACAAAAAUUCAAACCCAUAUUAUUUCGGGAGAAAUGUUAGUAAAUGGUAUGAGAUUCAUAAUUGAACAUUUUCCAAAAUUCGAGUUAUUAUGACCAACUUGGUAUUGACAUCAUGUACGCUUAUUUUUGUUCUCGUUAUUAAUAAAUCAUCAUUUAUUAAAUAAAAAAGUUAAUAUUACUGAUAUAACUUUAAGAUCAAUAUAUAUGUGGUAGACAAAUUCCUGAAUCCUCCUAAUCAUAUAUGGAGGUUCCCCGCCUGUAGCCAUUCCGUUCCUUUUUUCCUUUGUUCUGCGCAUAGUACGGGAGGACUCAUCGGUUCUUUUACUUAGUUUUCUUUAAAUCCAUGAGAUGGGCUUAUUUUUAUUCAUGAGUCAUCCAUUACUACCAUUAUACAUUCAGUUUCGAGUUGACGACAAAACAGUUGAGGCAGACUUAAUUACUUAUUUGUUACAGAUUGUGUGAGAGCUUGAUUUUUUGAAUGUUGGCUGAGAAUUUAUUCCAAUCUCAUGCAUGAUAUUGGAAUUUUAUUUUCACUAAAUUUGCCAAAGAAAAUUCGAAGAAGACUUUAAUGAGUAAUUUUAUAAGAAUUAUAUAACAUCAAAGAAAGUAGUAGUUGGAUAAUAAUCUAUCUCUAAUAUUCUAAUAUUUUUAAGUUCAAGUUCAUUCAUUCGAGAGAAAAAUUUGAACCCACUAAAACAUAAAGUUUUCUAUCAAAUAGUGUAUCUCAAUUGUUAUUAUUUUAUAGAUUAGCAUCCAGUUUCGGCAGACAAUAUUUUUAAUCUAACUUUAUUGUUUUGUCGCGAGGGUGCUAGAUCUUUUGAAAUGCCUACUGAGAAACUACUGAAAGAUAGCGCCAAAAACCUUCACCUCCCCAUCCCCUACAGAUUAAGAGAAUGAAGUUAAAUUUUCAUAUCAAAUUCACUGAUCACAACAUUGUGAACAUAAGUGGGUACAUAGUUUUGAUGAUAAUGAAAGAUGAAGAAGAGCAUCCUCGGACAAAGUUCAUGACAUAUACUGAGUAAAUUUAAGUUCCUGAAAAUGUAGUUUCACAAUUAUAAAUAUUUUGGGCAUUAAAUUUUUGCUUUCAGUGAAAUGCAGAAGGAGAAGGAAGAGUAUGCUAAUGGUAUAUGUAGUGGAAUUCAGUGAUGGAGAUAAUUAUGUUACUAAGAUAGACGAAGAUAUUGUUGAUGGUGGAUAUAAAAAUUUCAAUGAUGGGAAGAAAGAACAAAUUGUUGAUAAUAUUUAUUAUUUGGAUGAGAAACAUUUUCUAAUGUUUACCACUAAAAUUUGGUUUCCAAUGGAAUGUAGGAGAAAAAGGAAGAGAUUGUUGAUGGUGAAUAUCAGGUUUCAUUAAUGAAGAUGAUUUUCAAUGAUACCAAAUUAAAGUGUAACUUGAUUCAGACAAUUACUAUUAUUAUUUGUACCACUAAUAUAGUUCAUCCGGCCAGCGGACGGGUCCAAAUCUAGUAAUUUUAAGGUAUAAAGCUUGGAGUUAACUCUUCAACCAAACUAAACAAAACGAAUGGCAUCUAUCCCCGCCGCGCACUGCAGGCAGAAGCUUACAACUUACAGUGCAUCAACCAUGAAAAACCAAAACCAUCCAAGAAAUGAAGUUAUCUCUGCAACGACGGUAAAAAAAAAAAAAAAAAAAAACCCCAUGACAUAAGAGCUAGCCACGGUUUUAGUAUCAUUUAGCGACGACAAUAACCAUCGUUAAUAGCUUUUACCACGGUCAGCGGACGCCGUUGGCGGUUGGACUGACCGUCAGGACAUUUUCGCCACAAUCUUUGGAUCGUCGUUAUUCUAAGUAGAGCCGUCGUUAAAUUGGAUAUUCAAAAUUGUAUUCCGAUAUUAGCAGCAACGGUGGGGGGAAAAUCCAGCCUCGUCUGGCAUUCAUUAGUUUUUUUUUUUUUUUUUUUUUGUGUGUGGAAAAUAGAAAUUCAACAAAAUUGAUAAUAUUUUUAAAUAACUCAGAACUGCAUUAGACAAAUGGCCACAAGAACAUUCAACAAUAGAGCGAUGAAAUCCUCGAUCUGAUCUCUUCUUCUUCUUCUUCAAGUGGAAAUUAAAUCGUUAAAUCAGGUAAUAGCAUAUGCACGCAUUCUGCUCACAGUCGCAACCCACAUAAUCAAACGACUUGCCGCACAUGUCAGGGUAACUUUUGAAGCAGUUUUGGUCGUUGCAGAUGUCAUUACAGUAAUACUGUGCUGAAGCAUUUCUGAGUCGGUACAGAUUUUGGUUCCUGCGCCUCAAUUGUACGUGUACAACAAUAUCAUAAUUAUUUCAUUUACCUAGCUAGGAUCUAAUUAAGCUGCCAUAUGAAAAUCUACUGUGCUGGAUCAACACAACCCUAACUAAUAAUAAUUAAGAUGGCAUGUAGCUGCUGGGUAUCAUUAGGAUGACAAUUACCCACCCAUGAGGAAUUAUACCCAAACCCAAGUAGACUGUAGACCCAUUGAUAAUGGGUUGGGUAUGGGUGAAGUGUAUAUGAGUUUGGGAGUUUGUAGAUGGGUUUGGGUAAAUUAUAAAUAUUACUUCCAUAAUCUAAAUGAGUAUGGGUUGGAUAUGGAUAUCCAUUUACUUGAGGGUGUUUUAACUACACAUGCAAAUAUUGGACCUAUUUGUAAAACUUGAAAAUUUUAGGUACCAAAACGUAAGACACAAAAAAAUAGGUACCAAAACGUAAUUUUCCAUUGAUAUUUUGAGGACUUAUAUGCAAAAAAAAUUAAAUUUAGGUACUAAAUUUGCAUAUCUAUUAAGUUUAGGUACUAAACUGUAAUUUGUAUUUGGGCAUGGGUACUAGGCUGGCAAUUUGGUCCAGGACUGUUUUGUUUUACCCGAAACCGGACCGGGAACGGAUAGCAAACAAUCCAAUCUCAUAUUCGGGCUUAGAUUUGAGGUAAAAAACCUGGAUAGAGACCGGAUAAGAGACCCCAACACUCAAAUCCCCACAAGCUCAAUCUAAAAUCAAAAUCAAAUUGGGACCGGACCGGAUCAAGACCGGAGUGUAUCCAAUCCAAUCUUUGGUCCUUAUAUUCCCGAAAAAACCGGACUGGGAUCGGAUCAAUUUGGUCCAAUUUAACCGGACCGGACCGUAUAGCCACCCCUAAUGGGUACAAACCCAAAUCCAUUUGUUAUAAGCCCACCCAACCCAAAGUAAAUGGGUAUGGGUACAAACCCAUCAAAGUCUACCCAUAUCCAUCUAUUUGGAUUUCAUACCCAACGCAAUUGGGUUGGAUAGUAAAAAACCCAUGGGUAUGGGCAAAAUUGUCAUCCCUAGGUAUCAUGGAGCUUCAACGAGAUGUAAUGUUGUCAAGAACCGGUUGCUCCCAAUAACUCGAGUUGUUGGAAGGAGUUCAAUCGCGUGGAUCAUAUAUAUAUAUACCAAUUACCACAACACUUACAAAUGUAAUAUACCUGACAUCGAUCCGAUGAUCCUCCGUAGUGCCAGAAUCGUUGGGACGAAUAUCGCUGUCAUUCCCCCAUCGAGGAGCAAUCGUUCUCGUCGAUUCGCUCCAAGGCAGAAGGCCUGCAUGCAUGCGCUUAGGCAGAUCAUGAAUACUACUCUAGAUAAUGGUGUGAAAAUCAUCAUGAGAAGAUCGAUGGUUUGGGAUAUACAGUACGUACAUGGAACUAGGAUGAGCCAUGAAGAUAUGAGGGGAAGCAAGACGGCCAACUUAGUAAAACUAAUCAGCUUCAUCGCCAAGGCUAUAUUUGUGUUCUUGAAAGUUAUGUACAUGAUUAUAUAUAUACAUGAUUUAGGGUAACAGCUCAAGACUUGGUUUGUCUUCGCUUAUGUGAUUCCUUGAUUCGAAUUCUUGGUUCGUUUUGUCUCGUUGGGUUUUUGCCGUCAUUGAACCAUUGGCAUUAGGUGGGUUGUUUCAUUGGGUUUUUGCCGUCAUUGAAGAAAGACACAUUUGUGUUUGCAGCCGUCUGACAUUGGCUGUUACGUACGCUAACCUCCGUGCCCUAAUUAGACUGAACCAUAAGAUUCAUCUAAUUGAUAAAAAAAAACAAUGGACGUUUGCGUACGUACGUAGGCCAGUGUCGUCGUGACGAUCUCCUUUACCCCCGGCCGAUUACCGACGGUUGACGCCAUAAUCGCCGGCGAAGUUUCCAUGGUUUUCUGUAAUUUGGGUUGGGGUUUUCCCCCUUCUUUCUGUGACUGAUAGAUCUCCUAGUUUUACGGUGUAAACUCUUUGUAUGUGCUGUUUGUGCUGCUCAUGUUUGUAAACUCUUUUUUGGUAAUAAUACUUACAUUAUAUCACCAUUAUUAUAGAUUAAAAAAAAAACAGUAGCUACUCGCCUACGCGGCAAGUAGGGGUGGGCAUGUGAGCGGUUAAUUCACGGUUUGACAUCGAUCUACUCACAAAUAAUAAUCCAAAUCGCAGUGGGUAUGGUGAGUGAUGUGAUUGGAUCAUGAUCGAAUAUUUUUUUACCUUCAUUUAUUCGAGUGAGUGGUGGGUGGGUUACAGAUCACCAAAAUGACAUGCACCCCACUUUCACAUGAGAAAGAGUUACGUUGUUUCUUGUUUAUAUUAUCAAAUAGUCAUCAUAUUUCAUAGCCUUACCACACAUUGUCUAUCGACUUGUAAAGGGAGAAAAUAAAUAAUAUAUUUGAACUGCUACUACUAGGUUAUACUAUUCUGUGUAAUGUCCAUUUGAUAUUGGGAUGCAAAUUAUAAAGUGUUGAUUUUAUCAAAGUCAUAAAUAACGUCAAAUAUUUUCCUAUGCAGUUGUUCGAUGUAGUUAUGGAAGAUUUGAUACCUCAGCGAAAUAAUUGAAAUUCACACAAGUAAUAAUCCUCGAUCUCGAGGAAUAUGUGGUUGGUAACUUUGUCUUCUUUGUCAAUGAUUACUUCAUUCAAAGUACCAACUGAAAAGUUGGUGUGAGGUAGUAAAAUAUAUUACAUGUCACAAGUACUAAACAGAUCCAUAAGAGACAAAGUGAAAACGUCUAAAUUUCUAGUGUCUUCUUAAUAUGCGAUGAAUAUAUGUUAUAAAUAUUAGUAAACUUGCCUAAUGAGUAGUUGUAAAAUUGCUUUGCGGGUUAAUCCGCAACCCAACUGCAUCCACGUAUGACGUACACAUCACGCAGCCAAACUCAAAUAAGAAUGUGGGUGGAUAGUAGGCAAUAAUUUUAUCAACUCGUUAAUAAGCGGGGUGAUUCAAUUUGAGACUGAAAUCUCUUUGGCCUAUCUUGCACGAUUUUCCUUUUUGAGUGCAUCAUGGUAACUUUCUAGGAGCCCACUUAUCUCUACACCAGUCCUUCUUCUUCUUCUCGAUACUAUGUCCCCUACGGUUGUUUCAAAUUGGUUCGUUCGGUCCAAUCCCGAACGGGUUUAAAAGAACAUACCAAACCUAAUGCAUUGGCCCCUAAGAAACCAGCAGAAUCCAACAUAUUAUUAUGACCAACCAAGAAUGAAUAGAAAAUAGACAA